AUGGGCGGCCGGGCAGAGGUGCUCCUCACUUCCCAGACAGGGCGGCGGGGCAGAGGCACUCCUCACUUCCCAGACGGGGCAGCUGCACGAUGGGCAGCUGGGCAAAGGUGCUCCUCACUUCCCAGACUGGGCGGCCAGGCAGAGGUGCUCCUCGCCUCCCAGAUGGGGUGGCCGGGCAGAGGCGCUCCUCACCUCCCAGACGGGGUGGCCGGGCAGAGGUGCUCCUCAACUGCCAGACUGGGCGGCCGGCAAGAGGAACUCCUCACCUCCAAGACGAUGGGCGGCCAGGCAGAGGCACUUCUUACCUCCCAGACGGGGUGGCCGGGCAGAGGCGCUCCUCACCUCCCAGACGGGGUGGCCGGGCAGAGGCGCUCCUCACCUCCCAGACGGGGCGGCCGGGCAGAGGCGCUCCACACUUCCCAGAUGGGGUGGUGGCCGGACAGGGGCACUCUUCACAUCCUGGAUGGGGUGGCCGGGCAGAGGCACUCCCCACUUCCCAGACGGGGCGGCCGGGCAGAGUGGCCAGGCAGAGGCACUCCUCACAACCCAGAUGGGGCAGCCGGGCAGAGGCGCUCCUCACCUCCCAGAUGGGGCAGCCGGGAAGAGGCGCUCCUCACCUCCCAGACAUUGGGUGGCCAGGCAGAGGCACUCCUCACCUCCCAGAUAGGGCGGCUGGGCAGAGGGGCUCCCCACUUCCCAGACAAGGUGGCCGGGCAGAGGCAUUCCUCAUCUCCCAGACGAUGGGCUCAAACAAAGGGCCAAAUUACCUAUAAAGUAAAUUAG
Molecule: messenger RNA, 783 nt
Organism: Gorilla gorilla gorilla (western lowland gorilla)
Lineage: Eukaryota; Metazoa; Chordata; Mammalia; Primates; Hominidae
Exons: 3
Coding region: 1-783 (260 amino acids)
Source: RefSeq, a predicted model, not a curated record